AUGGACGUAUUAACACUUGAGGAUAUUCAUUAUAGUAAACGGGGAGUUCCAGUUAAGGCGGUGGUUAAAAUAGCCAGUAGUGGCAUAGGAAUCAAGGAACAAUCAAGUUCUGAGAUUCAUACGAUCAAAGCCGAUGAAAUUAAGGAGAUUGUUGAGCAUUAUGGCGUGCUGGCCCAUGCACUGCGGAUUACAAAGAAGGACAACUCAGUCUAUAUCCUAGACGGUCUUUCUCCAGAUGCUUUAGAGAAUACUAAACAGUAUGCUAAAAAGCAUUAUAAGCUAAAUCUGUACCACCGCAGCUUAGCUGUAGAUGGAAAUAUAGGAGGAGCGAUUGAAGUGCAAGAUGCUUACAUAGAAAUGAAGGUCCAGGACAAGACUCUGUUUGAAGUACCUUUGGAUGCAGUUUCUAAUGCUUAUGAGCGGCGAGGAGAAGGCAUUAUUGAUAUUAACGAGAAGUACUAUGGUGUAUCUGAGAUAAGGUUUGGGUCUGUGCAUGACGAGAGCAAUGUAUCACGGCUGAUUGCUCAGAUCAAGAACUCAACGGCCUCAAGUACGCAGGUGGAGAUCUUGUCUUUAGAAGAGGUUUCUUGUGUUCUGCCACGUGGAAAGUCAAAGCUCACUCUCACCGAUACGGCUAUUCACUUGAUUGGUAAGACAUACAGCCAUCAGAUUAUGUUUAGCGCGAUUGAGCGCAUGUUUGCCCUGGAAAGGAGUCCGGAAGAGAGUGCGGAGGAAAUGGUUUACUUGAUUUUGGAGCUAAGUACACCAAUUAGACAGGGCCAGACAAGAUACCAUUUUAUCAAUCUCUUACUGCCUGAGGAUCUAGUCAACAUUGGGUUGGGGCAAAAUGGCCAGAUUGAGUACGAAGAUGAGAUUCAUGAGGGAAAUGAAGGCAACGAAGGCAAGAAAGAAGGAGAAGGAGGGGAUGGAGAGGAUAAAGGUUCCAAGGAAGGAGAGCAGAAGGACGGUCUUACAGAAGAGGACAAAGCAAGUAUUCUGAGUCUGGGACUGCAGCUGAACUACAAGGGACCACUGGCUUCCUGCUUCGUGGAGAUUCUGGAGAUUAUGGUCCGCAAAGAGGCUAAUAAGACGGGCACCUUCUCAACAGUUAGUGGCGGGAAGACGCUUAAGUGUUCUUCUAAAGCCAAUGAAGGGUAUCUCUACCCGCUGAAGAAAGGGUUUUUGUUUAUUCCCAAGAUUGCCUAUAUUAAGUACAGUGCGAUAGAAAUGGUGGAGUUUAGUCGGGUGAAUUUAAGCUCGCGGACGGCCAAGACCUUUGACAUGCGGGUAGUCUUGGAGGACAAGAAAGAGCAUAUGUUCAAUGGAAUUCAGAAGACGGAGUUUGCGGCGCUUGAGUCGUAUUUGGCGCAGAAGAGCGUUAAGUAUCGCAGUGAAGUAGUAGGCGGAGCAUGGGAAGAAGAAGCCGCCGGCUCGGAAGAGAGUGAGGACGAAGAAACUGCUAGUGAUGAGACGAGUGAGCUUGAAUCGGGCUCGGAAUCGGCUGAGGAAUAA
Messenger RNA from Nematocida homosporus, 1512 nucleotides. Its product is annotated as structure-specific recognition protein 1. Gene Ontology annotation, molecular function: nucleosome binding; histone binding. The transcript has a single exon. Bases 1 to 1512 code for a protein of 503 amino acids. The record is from RefSeq and is a predicted model, not a curated record. NCBI's taxonomy places the organism in Eukaryota, Fungi, Microsporidia.